GCGGCUAGCCCUACACCCGCCAUCCCAUGCAUGGCCCGGGCGACACUCGACAUGAACGCGGAGGGGCUCGGAGCACGCGGAGGGGGCCACGUAGGGCACGGACCACUCCCCUUCAGCGUCGAGUCACUGCUGGAGGCUGAGCGCGUACGUGGCUCCGAGCCUGGGCAACUAGGGGAGGAGAGGCCGCCAGGUUCCUCGAAGCCCGGGGCCUGGCCCCCACCGGUCACGCACACAUGCCCCCCACGUGCCCCCAGCCCUCCACCCUGCACUCUCCGCAAACACAAAAACAACCGCAAGCCACGGACGCCCUUCACCACCGCUCAGCUGCUGGCGCUUGAGCGCAAGUUUCACCAGAAGCAGUACUUGUCCAUUGCUGAGCGCGCCGAGUUCUCCAGCAGCUUGAGCCUCACUGAGACUCAGGUCAAGAUCUGGUUUCAGAACCGCCGAGCCAAGGCCAAGCGGCUGCAGGAGGCUGAGCUGGAGAAGCCCCUGCCGUUUCCGCUGGGCACGCAGCUGCACAGCUCCGCGGCCGCGUUCGGCGGCGGCGCGGUUCCUGGGAUCCUAGCUGGGCCGGUCGCGGCUUAUGGCAUGUACUACCUGUCUUAG
Molecule: messenger RNA, 606 nt
Organism: Cricetulus griseus (Chinese hamster)
Lineage: Eukaryota; Metazoa; Chordata; Mammalia; Rodentia; Cricetidae
Source: RefSeq, a predicted model, not a curated record